AUGGAAAUGGCGGUCAAGGCGCGGGGGUCGUUCAUGGCCGCCAACAUCAUGGCCGCCAUGGUGAGAGCCGACCUCAGCAGCCGGCAGCUCUGGUGCAAGGUCCUCGCGGUGGCGAGGCGCUAUAUGUGGAAGAACCUCGUGCUGUUCAGUGAGUACCCGGACGACCUCAAAGCCAAGGAUCGUCCUCGCCGCACUUGGAGCAUGAACAAACUGCUGAAACCCAACGAGUGUUUCCUCAUGUACGAGACUUACUAG
Messenger RNA from Miscanthus lutarioriparius, 255 nucleotides. NCBI's taxonomy places the organism in Eukaryota, Viridiplantae, Streptophyta, Magnoliopsida, Poales, Poaceae. The record is from the annotation of a GenBank genome assembly.